This is a messenger RNA of Mugil cephalus (flathead mullet), 6233 nucleotides long. It is a transcript of the gene ntrk3b, whose product is annotated as neurotrophic tyrosine kinase, receptor, type 3b. Gene Ontology annotation, molecular function: transmembrane receptor protein tyrosine kinase activity; neurotrophin binding; neurotrophin receptor activity. Gene Ontology annotation, biological process: multicellular organism development; cellular response to nerve growth factor stimulus; positive regulation of kinase activity. The transcript has 17 exons. The record is from RefSeq and is a predicted model, not a curated record. Bases 540 to 2987 code for a protein of 815 amino acids. NCBI's taxonomy places the organism in Eukaryota, Metazoa, Chordata, Actinopteri, Mugiliformes, Mugilidae. Gene Ontology annotation, cellular component: plasma membrane; signaling receptor complex; axon.
UCAGGCCUAUGCAGUGGAGCUGUAAUCACUGUUGACUGCAUGCAGUUUCUGCAGGUGUCAGUAUGGCUGUAGCCGGUAGGAGGGACUUGAUGCUCCAACUUCUCAUUCUGAGUCUCUCUGCUCUCCAACCAGUCGUCCUGGUCCUGAUAGGAGAGAGACGACGACGACAUCAGCAGCAGCAGCAGCAGUAGCAGCAGCGGCAUUCAGGGGAACACCAUGCAUCUUAGGCUGACAAGACGAGAGGAAGCUCACAUGAUUUCGCUUUCUUAUAUUUGAUCAUUUUGAUUUUUUUUGUUGCGUCUUUUUUUUUCCCUUUCAUUCCUCCCCCUCCUCCUCCUUUUCACCCAAUCUCUGACGCGCAAGGACACUACAGCAUCCAUCCACGGCAGACACGCUCACAUAGAGCAUCCUCUGUGCAGACGCACCAACCGUCUUCUCCUUCUUUCCUUCCUCCCACUCUCCUCCUCUCCUUUUCUCUCGUUCUGUUGAACCCCAUAGGACAUCGGGACCUCUUCUAUCCCCCCACUUCGCCCGGAGACAUGGAUCUAUGGUUUCAUUCGAUCCGGAUUUGCUGGUGGAGGGUUUUGUUUCUGAUGAGUAUUUUCCAGGACUAUCUGAGCUCCAUGCUGGACUGCCCGCCGACCUGCAGCUGCUCUCAAACAGAGAUCUAUUGCAAUAAGUCCGACAACGGCGGGUUUUUCCCGUUACUCGCCAUGCAAGACACUGGGAGCAAUGGGACCAACGUUGACAUAGCGGAGUUUUCCAAAAACAUCACCUCUAUACACAUAGAGAACUGGACAGGAUUGCAGACUCUGAGAGACGUCGAUAUGGCGCUCUACACUGGACUACAGAGACUAACCAUCAUGAAUUGCAACCUGAGGACGAUCCAGCCCCGAGCCUUUGCUCAGAACCAACACCUACGUUACAUAAACUUGUCAAAGAAUCCUCUCACCACUCUGUCAUGGCAGCUCUUCAAGCACCUCCAACUCUCCGAGCUACGCCUGGACGGCGUGGUGUUCGAAUGCGGCUGCGACAUCCGCUGGAUCCAGCUGUGGCAGCAGAGAGGAGAGGCCGGGCUGCACACGCAGCAGCUGUACUGCAGGAACGGGGCCUCCAAGUUACGACUGCACAACAUGUACAUCAACAACUGCGACUUGCCAGAGAUCAGUGUGAGCCACAGCAGUGUGUUGGUGAUGGAGGGUGACAAUGUGACGGUCAGCUGCAACGGAUCCGGAUCACCGCUGCCCGAAGUGGACUGGACUGUCAGCGGCCUGCAUUCCAUCAACACGCAUCUGUCUAACGUGUACAGGCCCAACAUCCACUCCAUCAACCUGACUCUUUUCAACAUGAGCCGAGACGACAACAACUUCCAGCUGACCUGCAUUGCAGAGAACGUGGUGGGGAUGGCCAACUCCUCUAUCCAGCUCAAUGUGCAGUUUCCUCCAGUCAUCCUGAGACUAGCUGAGCCGGAGCAACGCCUUGAUACCUGCAUCGAAUUCACGGUUCGAGGUUACCCACACCCUAAACUGCGCUGGUUCUUUAGACAGAAGGAGAUUCUUCAGAAUGAGUACAUCCGAACUGACAUGGACUUCUACCAGGACUAUCUAGAGGGCUGUCUGACCUUCCAGAACCCAACACACAUUAACAACGGGAACUACACCUUAGAGGCCAGCAACCCUCUGGGUACAGUCACCAAGACAGUGUAUGGUCACUUCCUUGUGGCCCCUGAUGAUAAUGACACAGUGGAACUAGUCCGGCCCACAGAUGGUGAUUCGGGCCGACCAGACGAAGAUACAUUCGGGGUUUCCAUCGCCGUGGGUCUGGCGGGCUUCGCCUGCGUCCUCCUGCUCGUCCUUUUUGUUCUCAUCAACAAAUAUGGCCGGCGCUCCAAAUUUGGUAUGAAAGGCCCAGUAGCUGUGAUAAGUGGUGAGGAAGACUCUGCCAGCCCCCUCCAUCAUGUCAACCAUGGGAUUAUUACACCGUGUACUCUGGAUGCGGGUCCUGACGCGGUUGUCAUAGGGAUGACUCGUAUUCCUGUGGUGGAGAAUCCUCAGUACUUCAGGCACGGACACAACUGCAACAAGCCGACCACCCUUGUCCAGCACAUAAAGCGGAGAGACAUCAUCCUGAAGAGGGAGCUGGGUGAGGGAGCGUUCGGUAAAGUCUUCUUGGCGGAGUGUUACAACCUCAGCCCCACCAAGGACAAGAUGCUGGUGGCUGUCAAGACCCUGAAAGAUCCCAACCUGUCUGCGAGGAAGGACUUCCAGAGGGAGGCGGAGCUGUUGACCAACCUGCAGCACGACCACAUUGUUAAAUUCUACGGAGUGUGUGUAGACGGAGACCCGCUCAUCAUGGUGUUCGAGUACAUGAAGCACGGAGACCUAAACAAAUUCCUCAGAGCCCACGGACCAGACGCCAUGAUCCUUGUAGAUGGCCAGCCGCUGCAGUCCAAUGGAGAGCUGGGCCUGUCCCAGAUGCUACACAUCGCCACCCAGAUUGCCUCAGGCAUGGUUUACCUGGCUUCCCAGCACUUUGUGCACAGAGAUCUGGCAACCCGCAAUUGCCUGGUGGGCAAUGGCCUGCUGGUCAAGAUCGGAGACUUUGGCAUGUCCAGGGACAUCUACAGCAGUGACUACUACAGGGUUGGAGGACAUACCAUGCUACCUAUUCGCUGGAUGCCCCCAGAGAGCAUCAUGUACAGGAAGUUCUCCACGGAAAGCGACGUCUGGAGCUUUGGAGUCAUCCUGUGGGAGAUCUUCACCUACGGGAAGCAGCCAUGGUUUCAGCUGGGCAACAACGAGGUUAUUGAGUGCAUAACCCAGGGUCGAGUUCUGGAGAGGCCAAGGAUUUGUCCUAAGGAGGUGUAUGACAUCAUGCUGGGCUGCUGGCAGAGGGAACCGCAGCAGCGACUGAACAUUAAGGACAUUCAGAAGGUCCUGUUCGCCAUGGGAAAAGCCACGCCGGUCUACCUGGACAUCCUGGGCUAGCAGCGGCCUGGGGUGGCCCGUUCCCUCACCAGACGGACAGACCGACAGAGACAUACAGACAGAACGACCCACACGAAUCCAGGAAUAACCAAACCAACCUGCUCCACUGUCAAAAAAAACAACAACAAAAAAAACACCUGCAUUGUUUGGGAAGGACUUAAGUGCCUGCAACACUUUUGGAUAUAGUGGAUAAAACGUAUUCAAAAAAACAACAAAAAAACAAACAAACAAAAAAAAAAAAAACACGCACUUUUACAUUUUGUUUACUUGCGUAUAAGAUGUACAGGUUUGAAGAAGACUUUUUUUUUUCCUCGAAAAACUGCAAAAAUACACAAAAAUGGAGAGAGAAAGGGAAGCGGACUGGCAAUAGGAAAAAGUUUGAUUAUAUUACGGAGACACAUCAGAAUACAAAUCUAUCCUGGGUUUGGUUUUAUGAAUAUAUAUAGAAAUAUUACAUAUAUUUUAUAUUUAUUUCUUUUCGUCAGGGUGUUGGAGGGUCUGCCAUGUGUGUUGCUAAGGGCUCGGCCCUGUCCGAAAACGCCACCGACAAACUAUUGGCAGGGACUUGAUGGAAGCCUUACUUGCACUCUGAUUGGCCGGCACUGAGCAUUUAAUGGGAACUUUACGGAUUUUAACACUGGAUGGUUGGAAAAAAGCAGCCCUCUGUAGAGGACCUAACCAAUCAGACAAACGACAAAUCUAUUUUAAUUUAAAGAUAUGUACAUAUUGUAAAAUUCUAUGUGUCAGAAUUAUGUUAACUUAUUUUUUCGGAUGUUACUUUGGUUCCUUUUCUGACUGUGAUCUGGGUGGCUAAAGUAUAAAGCUAUUUGUUUUCAUCCUAAUCCAGAGGAGAAUUACCUGUGUCAGUGCUGGUUAAGUUGUCUAUUGUGGUGAAGGUGAAUGGCAGUGAGUACAGUCCGACAAGCCCACUGGCACAGAAUCACAGAGACUUUGGAGAACGUGGGAUGACUCAGAGCCAUGGUUCGACACUUUCCGAAAGAGGUGAUGAUGAAACCUUGCAUCCACUUUCCAGUUAAUUUGCUUUUUACGGCGAGAACAACGCAUCGAUUGGUGAUAUCUCACUCCGCACCCUUCGAACACGCUUUGUCACACCGGAGCUUUUCGUCGUGAACCUGCUGAAGGAAAAACACAUUCUUUGUAGCUCAAGUUAUACUCAUCAUUUGUUAGUUGGAGGUGGGCGGCCGCACGCACGCACGCACGCAACCGUAUCAAAACACCACGGUCGGAGCUUUUGGAAAAUAUGAUUAUUUGCUUUCACUUCGAGAGUUUUUACGUCAUUUGUGAGAAUGUGUAGCUACAUCCAAGAGAAUGUAAAUUUAACUUGAAAACAGGCUGCCUCACUCUAAACCUCAAACGUAGUUGGGAGUUUUAAAUGACGCUAGAGCCUAGCGCUACACAGUAAAUGGUGUGUUUUUAGAUUUAAAUACAUUCAGGUGAGGUAAAAAUUAUUUUAAAAUGAUUAUACUAUCUUUUAUUCAAUGUUUCUCUUCAUUAGCAAAUAAAAAAAGAAGGAUGGAUGAUACGUUUUAACACGUUCGAUUCAUCUUCUGUCAAAAAAAGUCAUUUUGAAUCAGUUCCUUGUUUCGGCAGCUGUGUUCAACAUUUGUUUUUAUGUUUUUUUUUUUUGUGCACACAAUACUAAAUGAACUCUUGAGAAGUCGAGAACGUUGCUCACUAAAGGGAAUCCGCUCAGCUUUGGUGUUUUUCCCGUCACUGUAGCUUGUUGCCGUCUCACCGCUGUUGUCUCGCACACCACGAGAAACUGCAUUAACAGGAAUGAGAGUCUAGUGUAAAAAGAGCAGACCUGGGCGUGACGUGCUAGCUGGCCUCGGUUGCCAGUGCCCUUCUUGAUUAUUCGCUCCAAAGUGUGCAGUCGAAGUGUAUUCUGUACAAAGUGUGCAAACGAUGGGGCCGCUCGCUAGCUUACCUCAUAUAACAUCUUAUUUAGUUAUCUCUGGGGGUGCUUGGAGGCUGAUUUCAUUACCGGAACAAACCUAGUGCUCCGCCUGUUCCCACACUUUGUGUCUAGCUAGUCGUAUAUCAAUAUUAAUAUUGACAUAUUAAUAAAAAGCGUCGUAUCUAGCCUCUCAUCUAGCUCUCAGCUGGAAAGCAAAAUAACAUAUUUCCCAAAAUGCGGCACCAUUAUUUUAAAACAUUCUAGGUUAUUACCAUCAGGAUCCUGUCACUUCACACGCUGUGAAAAGAAACACUCCGAAAAUAAAAACAAAUCUUUUUUUUUUUUUUUUUGAUCCACCCUGAUUUCUUUUCCAUCAGCUGCACUGUACACGAGUGAUGAGGUUUUUACGCCUACCUGCUGCUUCUCCUACCAUCGGCAGGCACAUACAGUACCCGCGUUAAUUUAUGGGCCUCAAUGAUAACAAUCACUGAAGUGGAUCAGCUAAUUGCAUGAUAUCAUUUCAUAUUUCAUCAUAUGCAUAUAUUUUUUGGGGGAUAAUUACUGUUCUGAAAUGAACGGGAACACAUGGAGAAGUUCCAUAACGUGAACCCUCAAAAGCCGCAAAAACCAAAUGAUAUUACUUUAAAAGAAUGGCUCGUAAUUAAGCGCGCCGCUGACAAAACGAGAUCAUUUUUGACUUCCGAAGAUUCCUCCGACACUGAAUGACGAACCUCAGACGAAGGUCUUAUUUCAUGUUGUAUCUGGAUAUGGAGCGUUUUGGAGUGGAACUCUUCACAUCUCCUUAUUAUCUUGACAUGAAUUCUCACAGUAUCACAGUGUUGUCUCUGUUCCCCCUUGGGACUGUGUAAAUCAUUAAUGAGCAUUCAGUUAUUUCAAGUAUUUUAUAUGAACGGCGGGAUCAAGUCCAUUGAGUUACCCAAAGCAUUGAGUUUGUGUGUAUUCUCUUGUGGUAAAGAUAACUGCUUAAAGACAUUACGACCGACCGUGAGCAUUUGCAGGGUAUUGUAAUCCUUUCAUGGUGAGUUGAAUAUUGUUUAAAAAGUUUUCCUUUUUUUUUUUUUUUUUUGUUUUUUCCUUUUUCUUGGAUGAACUAACUGAAUACUUUUUGAAGCAAAGUUGGCAUAUUACCAUGUACACAUGUUACAGAAUAUAAAAGUGUGGUAUAACAACUGCAGUAUAUAAAAUACUGGUAUUCCAUGAUAGAUCUUUGUAUUAAUGUGACUCUCUUAAGAAAAUGUCUUCAAACAAUCAGAUGAUCUCUUUUUCCAUUUUGUCCUGUCUUAUAAAGAUGUGUGAAUUUGACAAAA